This is a messenger RNA of Crotalus tigris (Tiger rattlesnake), 3773 nucleotides long. It is a transcript of the gene FN3K, whose product is annotated as fructosamine 3 kinase. Gene Ontology annotation, biological process: fructosamine metabolic process. The transcript is spliced from 6 exons. Lineage: Eukaryota; Metazoa; Chordata; Lepidosauria; Squamata; Viperidae. The record is from RefSeq and is a predicted model, not a curated record. The coding region runs from base 1567 to 2490 and encodes 307 amino acids.
ACUGCUGGCUGAUACUUAAUUAUUGUCCAUUAGGAUGCCAAGAUUCCUCUCAAAGUUAUUUUAUUGGAGUAGCAGUUCAUUCUUCCUAGAAUAAGAAAAAGUGACUUUCCAAAGUCACUGUUAGCUUUGUGCCUAAACAGAACUAGAAUUCAUAGUAUCUAGUUUCUAUCCCACUGCCUUUAAUCACUUAAUCACAUUGGUUCUCCUCAGUGCCAUAUUAAAUCCAAAGUAUUUAUAUGUGUUACUAUAUUUGUUAAGUACCCCACUCUUACAUUUCUGCGUGAUAUACAGAGUGAAACAUACCUAACUUGCAAAAGGCUCUGGUAACCAUGAAGAUGGUAGAGGACAGGAAGACCUGGAGGAACAUUGUCCAUGGGGUCGCGAUGUGUCAGACACGACUUCGCAACUAACAACAACAAACCAUGAAAGUAUGAACUUACAAGCUACACUGAAUCCUUCCACCAAGACAUGGAGAUUGCAAUCACCCCAAACUCCAAAAAGUCCAACAGCAGCUUCCAAAUGUCAUUCAAGAGUUUGUAAAGGGCUUCUGCUGGGCAGGUUGGUGAACAUUAAACCAGCAGCUGCCCCAACUUGUCCGUAAUUCCACACAAGACAUGCAACCAGUUAUCUUCAAAGCAGCAUCCCUUGCUAUGACCACAGUCUCACAAAUUAACACAGGUACCGAACUCCUCAAUUUUGCAAGAACAGAAACUCAGGACAGCAGAUAUCUGAUGACUUUUUAUGCCUUUUGCUCCCCAGCCAGGUCUUAGUAGUACAUGCCAGGUCUCUAUUCUUGACCAUCAGUAUAUUAUAAAUGGGCAAUCUUUCGGUACUUCCAAGGUACCUCUAGCACCAGCUACCUAGGCCCAGUUUGGGAGCCUCUGCUUGUAGAAUUAUUCUAUAAUCUACAACACAAUGCCUCUAAUAUUGAAAAGGAAUAUAUUUUAACUUGAUAGUCAAUAAAACCAAAUUCAGCAUAUAUGAAUUAUAGAUGCAGGAAAUUUCAGAGAGACAACCUCUAAAACCAGCAUCUUUCACACUGUAGUCUAUCUGCAACCCUCUAUGAUAAAACUUCCGCUGUACUUUAAAUUGAAGAGUGCUUCCCCCUGGCAGCUAGCUACUUUAUUAUCGCGUGAUCUAGUUUCAAAUAAAAAGCUCCAUCAACAACGUUACAUUGGCAAACCAGAAUGAUCAAGCUCUCUCGGGGGACUUUUAGACCGACCCCCCCCUACCCCCGUCCACUCGAUAGUGGGGCAAGAAUCCAUUUUAUUGCAAGAAUGUUUGUUUUUCACUUGCUUUUUAAGCCUACAGCAAUUCUGUUUUUCUUUGGACGAAAACCGCGUUAUCUCGCAUAGCGAUCGUCAGUCCUGUAACGCCCACUAACCGAGUUCCCCUGCCCUCCCCCCCCCGGUCUGCCGCGCCCCCGCCCCGCAAAGUUACGGUGUUUGAUUUCGUGCGUUUCAGUUUACGUUUGGCCGCAAAGAGAGGAGAGAAAGAGCCGUAAUACCAACGCGCGCUGGCGACCGAAGGCGAAAAUCCUAAAGCGACAGGCAGCAUUUAACAACCAUGGAAAACCUGCUGAAAUCUGAACUGAAAACCACCGUUUUGAAGCUCUUGGGUGGCUCAAGAGGAGGGUGCAUAUGCCAGGGACAAGCCUACGAAACCGACGGAGGACGAGUGUUUGUUAAAAGCCACAACAAGCCCCAGGCUAGGAUUAUGUUUGAAGGUGAAAUGGCAAGUUUGAGAGAAAUUCAGAAAACCAACACUAUACGAGUUCCCCAGCCAAUUAAAGUGAUGGAUCUUCCUGGAAGUGGAGCCGCAUUUGCUAUGGAGUACAUAAAAAUGAGAAGCCUCAACAAAUACUCAGCAAAACUUGGAGAACAAAUGGCAGAUCUUCACCUUUGCAAUAAAGAAAAUGGGGAAAAACUAAGAAAAAAAGAACAAACAAUUGGAGUAGGCCAGAUGGAACCUAAUUAUGUGGAUAAAUUUGGAUUUCAUGAGGUCACCUGCUAUGGCAAUAUAACUCAGAUCAAUGAGUGGCAAAACGACUGGCCUACUUUUUUUAUUCGACACCGCCUCCAAGCCCAAAUGGAUUUAAUAGAAAGGGAUUAUGGAGACAGAAAAGCAAGAGAGUUGUGGGAACAGUUAAAGCCAAAGGUUCCAGAAAUGUUUCAUGGCUUGGAAAUAAUUCCUGCACUUGUUCAUGGUGACCUGUGGUCAGGAAAUGUAGCUGAAGAUGACUAUGGACCAAUUGUCUUUGACCCAUCUUGUUUCUAUGGUCAUUCAGAAUUUGAACUUGCAAUUGCUAUGAUGUUUGGGGGAUUUAAUAGCUCUUUCUUCUCUGCAUAUCACAGCAAAAUCCCUAAGGCUCCAGGUUUUGAGAAACGCAAUGCCCUUUAUAAGUUAUUUAACUAUAUAAACCACUGGAACCAUUUUGGUACAGAAUUUCAGGGACCUUCUCUUAAUGUAAUGCAAAGCCUUUUGAAAUAAUUAUCAUGCAAUGUCAUUCUUAUUAAGUGAUUCCCUGUUUGGUACCUGCUGCUACAAUGUAAUGCAUCAGAAACGUUACUUAAAAGAUAGAAAGAGUUAAAUUGGUGAGAUAUACAUCUGCUUCCUCACAAAUUCUUGUAUUGGCUGUUGGGACUUAUGGAUAGUCAACUGGAAAAAAAACUUGUGGAAGAUCAUUUUCGUGCAUGGUAACUGCAGCAAGAUUACUAUAUGUACAAAGAUGGAAAGUUUCUGAAAUGUCCAUGAUGGUUAGUGAAUAUGAUGAAUUUACAGAAAUGGCAAAACUUACUUGUUUGAUUAGGGAGAAGACAAGUACAAUUAUGAUUGUCUGGAAACGCUUUAUGGACAUUUUGCUGAAAACUGGAAAAAUGUGAACUGGUGAUUGAUGGAGUUGAUGAUUAGAAAGGGAAGAUAUGGGAAGAAAGGAAUUAUGCUAUAACCUUGAAGAGGAAGAAGGUAAAUAUUUUGUAAUUGCUAUUAAGAAAAUUGGAAGCCAAUCCUUUAUACAUAUUCUUUUUCUUCCUUUUCAUUCUUCUAUCUUUUUUUAUUUAGUCACUUGCUCUGAUUCCUUUUUUACUCUUUAUUUUGUUUACUUUUAUGUUUGCUUCUACUAUUGUAUAAAAUACUAAAUUUUAUACAACAAAAUUUAAUAAACUCACAAACUCACACAUGUAUUGGCCUUGUGGGUUAGUAUAAACAUUUAGAGCUGAAACUUAUGCUAUUGUUAUUUAAUCCUUCAAAGAUUCAUGCAAGGCUUAUGGAUAGAGGCAAUGCUUCUAAUAUUUUAAUUUUAAUUCUUAUUGACUCAGUGUAGUAGCCUAAAAGAAAUCAUGGAUAAUGAAAUUUUACUCUUCAUAUCUUUUCAUUUUCUCCCCAUAUAAGAAAAAUUACAAUAAAAUUUUUAAAAAUAGAGAAUAUUAGUCACUGAUUUCCAUACCACUUCAGGAUUCAUUUGACUGCUGUGCUGCAUUUAUAUACUAUAUCUCAUUUGAAAAAAUUAUUCUAAGUUCUCCUUUCCAUUAGAAAAUAAAGUUGCAUUGUUAUUUUAUAACAAUAGAUUUUUGAGGUUUAGAAUUUUUAGCAUCUCCAAAAAAGCUUUACAAUAGGAUGUUGAAAAUAACAAUCUUUGAAAUGUAUAUUAAAAAUGCUUAUGUGAUAAAUGAAAUAUAAAUGAUUUGAGAGAAAAUUUAUUUAUAACAGUUGAUGGUUUCAGAAUUAUGCACUAACAUAGAUGAACUAUUUAUUGAAAUAAAAUAUUCAAUAUC